Molecule: messenger RNA, 264 nt
Organism: Penicillium brevicompactum
Lineage: Eukaryota; Fungi; Ascomycota; Eurotiomycetes; Eurotiales; Aspergillaceae
Exons: 2
Coding region: 1-264 (87 amino acids)
Source: RefSeq, a predicted model, not a curated record
AUGCCUGAUCGUCCAGACCCGGGUCAGGGAAAGCGGGCGUCUUUGGCCUGGCUGGCGAUCGACAACUCCCCAUGUGCCGUUGGAACGGAAAGGGUCCUUUGCCGGGACCCGAUGGACUUUGAUUUAUUCUCUCGCGUUCUGAGUAUGGACGAGGCCGUUCACAUGGUUCUUGUUGGCCAUCCUUUCCGUAUUGGCUUGCUUCUGAAAUUGGCCGAGCUUGUUCAUUUGAGCAAGCCUGCAGCAGUCCUGAAUGAGAAGCCCUGA